UUAUCGUCCCUCUCUCCAUCGCCUCGUCGUCAUCUUCCCCGACACCUUCCGGUAGAGUCUUAGGGUUAGCGUGAUCUAGCGUCAGCUCUCCAAUCCCCAUCGCCUCCUUUCUCUUGUCGGAAACAGGUAUUAGGAUUGGAACUUUUAAAUUGGAAACCAACGUGAUCUGAAUCGCCUCCUCUUGUGCGCCCCCACACAAAGGCCUCUACAAACCUCACAUAGAAACCAUUGCCAUUUAAACCAAAACCUGCGAUUCUGUCACUUAAAAUGGACGAGGAUGGUAUUCAUCACGAUGACAAGGGAGUAGUUUUUGUGACUGUUGGCACUACUUCGUUCGAUGCUCUAGUUAAAGCAGUGAAUGCUGCUGAAGUUAGGAAAGAAUUGUACAAGAAGGGCUAUACCAAUAUAAUUGUUCAAAUGGGCCGUGGAACCUUUGUUCCCACGAAGUCUGCUUUAGAAGAUGGAUCUCCAGCCCUGGACUAUUUCACUUUCUCAUCGAGCAUUGCCGAAAACAUGAAAUCAGCAUCUCUUGUUAUUAGUCAUGCAGGAUCAGGGAGCAUAUUUGAGACAUUGAGGCUAGGCAAACCAUUGAUCGUGGUAGUCAAUGAGGAUUUAAUGGACAACCAUCAAAGCGAGCUAGCUGAAGAGCUCGCAGACCGAAACCAUUUGUUUUGCGCCCGUCCACAUUCGCUGUACCAAACCAUCAGAGACAUGGAUUUAGAAUCUCUUGUUCCAUAUCAACCUGGAGAUGCCAAGCCAGUAGCUCAACUCAUUUAUAGACACCUUGGUUUCCCGGAGUAAUGGUGAUGGUAUCUUGUCCUCAUAUGACCCAUUUGGUUGGUAUGUAUGCCCUUUAUCUGUUUUUCAUACAUCCGAUGUGGUUUCAUGCCUUCCAAAUAUUUUUGGUUCGUGACAUUUGACCCUCUUUGGGGGCCAAUGUCUUUGUUAGUCACACCCACCUUACCGGGCCAUCACUGUGAAUCAGCUCUGAUACCUUUUGAUAUAGGCCAAAUUGGAGAGUUCAUCUAAAGGGAAGUUUUGUAUA
Cuscuta campestris is the source of this 1045-nucleotide messenger RNA. The record is from the annotation of a GenBank genome assembly. Lineage: Eukaryota; Viridiplantae; Streptophyta; Magnoliopsida; Solanales; Convolvulaceae.